Messenger RNA from Engraulis encrasicolus (European anchovy), 2278 nucleotides. Its product is annotated as polyadenylate-binding protein 1A-like. The record is from RefSeq and is a predicted model, not a curated record. NCBI's taxonomy places the organism in Eukaryota, Metazoa, Chordata, Actinopteri, Clupeiformes, Engraulidae. The transcript is spliced from 2 exons. Gene Ontology annotation, cellular component: ribonucleoprotein complex; cytosol; nucleus. Bases 69 to 2021 code for a protein of 650 amino acids. Gene Ontology annotation, molecular function: mRNA 3'-UTR binding; poly(U) RNA binding; poly(A) binding.
ACUGCUACUCAUUGAGUAAUACACGCGAACAUUUUCUCCUAUACUUUUCCUCCGAAAGCUAAGAGAGGAUGUCUCCGGACGCGCGUCUCCGGACGAAUGCCCAACAGGACGCGCCUAACGCCGCGCCAAGUCACCCCAUGGCCUCCUUAUAUGUCGGGGACCUCCACCCCGAUGUAUCCGAAGGCAUGUUGUUUGAGAAGUUUAGGAUCGCAGGACCCAUUCACUCUCUGAGAGUGUGCAGGGACAAGACCACCCGCCGCUCUCUUGGCUAUGGUUUUGUCAACUUUCAUCAGCUGGCUGACGCUAAACGUGCCAUAGACACAAUGAACUUUGAAGUGAUCAAGGGAAGGCCUGUGCGCCUCAUGUGGUCCCAGCGGGACCCCUCCCUGAGAAAAAGUGGAGUGGGAAAUAUCUUCUUAAAGAAUUUGCAUCGCUCAAUUGACAGCUUGUCGUUAGGCGAUACCUUCACAGCAUUUGGUAACAUCCUGUCCUGCAAGGUGGUUAGUGAUGAGAAGGGUGUCUCCAAGGGCUACGGCUUUGUGCAUUUUGAGACCCAGGAGGCGGCCGAGAAAGCCAUCGAGAAGACCAACGGCAUGCUCCUUAAUGACCGCAAGGCCUUCGUGGGUCAUUUCAAGUCCCGCAAGGAGCGCGGCGCUGAGCUCGGUGCCUGCGCCAACAACAAAUUCACCAACGUUUACGUCAAAAACUUUAGUGAAGAUAUGUCCGAAGAGCAACUGCGCGAGAUCUUCUGCGAAUUCGGCCCCAUUCUGAGCGUUAGACUGAUGGAGGACGAGCGUGGCAGGUCCAAAGGUUUUGGUUUCGCCAGCUAUAAGCGUUCCGAGGACGCACAGAGGGCCGUGGAUGAGCUCAACGGCAAGAAGCUGAAUGGCAAGAUCUUGUACGUCGGCCGCGCGCAGAAGAAGACUGAGCGCCUACUUGAGCUCAAGCGCAAGUUUGAGCAACUCAAAGAAGCCCGCAAGUCCCGCUAUCAGGGAGUUAACCUGUACAUCAGAAACUUGGACGGCAUGGAUGAUGGGCGCCUGCUCAAGGAGUUCUCGCCGUUUGGAACCAUCACUAGUGCAAAGGUUAUGAUGGAUGGUGGCCGCAGCAAGGGCUUCGGUUUCGUCUGCUUCUCCUCCCCCGAGGAGGCCACCAAGGCUUUGGCAGAAAUGAAUGGGCGCGUCGUGGACACCAAGCCACUGUACGUGGCUCUUGCGCAGCGCAAGGAGGAGCGCCAGGCCUACCUGGCCCACCAGUACAAGCGGAGGAUGGCCAGUGUGCGUUCCACCGCACCCAAGUUUGUCAUCAAGCCCCACCAGCCUGCGCCACCCCCUGGACUCAUCAUGGCCGCCAUCCCUCAGGCCCAGAACCUCGCCCAGCCCAGUCAGCUGCCUCAGGUGCUCCCUGGCGUCCCGGUGGUCCAGGAUGUCCAGGCCAUGCAAAUGACCACAUGCCCAUCCGGACCUCGUCCUCAGACCCUGAGGAGUGUCAGCUGCCCAGCUGCCCAGGUGCCACACAUGAAGAAGAAGAGCCCUCAGUGCAUGGCCUCUCAGGCUCUCGGCCCCCGUUCAACCGGUGCCUCUGCUACCACCAGCGCCCUAAUGUUCGGGGUUAACGAGUGCAAUGAUGCCGCAGUGUUGAGGAGCCUCCAGAUGGGAGCACAGGCUCACUCUGCCAAGCAGCAGCUUGUGGUCCCCGUGCAGCGCCAGGAGCGUCUGACCCUCUCUAUGCUGGCUGGCUUCAACCCGGACGAGCAGGAGCAGAUUUUGGGGGAGCGUCUGUACCCCCUGAUCCAGCACAAGGUACCGAACAUAGAAAUUUCACAGAAAAUUCACCCCAACCUGGUUGCAAAAGUCACCGGCAUGCUGCUGGAGCUUGACAACAGUGAGCUGCUUCAGCUGAUUGAGUCCGAGGAGUCUCUGCGCUGCAAAGUGGAUGAGGCAGUGGGUGUGCUCAUAUACCAUAAGGAAAAAGAGGCAGCCCAGAAGGCUACCGCCUGCACAGCUGUGCCAGGCAACUAAAGACAUUAACUGAGAAGGAUGCAGAUUACGUCAUCACUGCAAUGAAAUGUAAACUGAAAAAAAAAAAAAAAAACAGCAACACUGUAUGGCAGAUUACGUCAUCACUGCAAUGAAAUGUAAACUGAAAAGAAAGCAAAAAAAACAAAAAAACAAAAAAAAACAACAGCAACACUGUAUGGCAGAUAACGUCAUCACUGCAAUGAAAAGUAAACUGAAAAAAAAAGCAAAAAAAACCCCCAAAAAAACAGUAACACCCG